AUGGCUCGUCCGACCGCUCUGCUUGCGUCCAUCGGGCACCAGGCAGGGGCCCUCCGGGCCGCCGCGGCCCCCCGUCCUCCCUGCAGGCCCCCCUCGCAGCCGCCUCACACCCGAACCUCCGGCGCCGGCAGGCCUGGCCCAGCCGGGCACGGCCCGGGAGAGGAGACGGAGGUGUCCGGGGCUCCGGAACUGGAGGAAGAGCCAAAAGCCCCAGGGAAGAGCCCUAAGGAGGGAGAAGAGAGCGAAGACCCAUCUCCUGGGAGCCCAGGUGAGCCCAGGCCCGAGAGGCCGGCCCGGCGUGAGACGCUUCGAGAGAUGGCUCUGCGCAGCAAGAUGUCCCGGCUAAUAGCAGCAACUUCCCAGCUUGUACAAGUAGAACAGACUCUCCUGCUCCCUCUGCUACAGGAGCAUCCUCUUCCUCUCCACCCAAAAGAUAGCAUUGAGUUUAGAAACAUCUGUAUUCAUAUGGCUUUACAAAGAGAGGGACAACAAUUUGAGAGGGACUUACAGGAAGCCCACCAGUGUUUGAAGACCAUCGUUGAGAAACUCAUCUGUUCACUGACAAUUUUCCCUUCAGAUUCUUACAUCCCGGUCCAAUCUGCUCUGAGACAAAUCCUGCAAAAUCUCCUGGCAAUGUGA
Molecule: messenger RNA, 639 nt
Organism: Tyto alba (common barn owl)
Lineage: Eukaryota; Metazoa; Chordata; Aves; Strigiformes; Tytonidae
Gene: DLEU7
Product: deleted in lymphocytic leukemia 7
Exons: 2
Coding region: 1-639 (212 amino acids)
Source: RefSeq, a predicted model, not a curated record